Haliaeetus leucocephalus (bald eagle) is the source of this 934-nucleotide messenger RNA. Its product is annotated as nucleoside diphosphate kinase-like. Gene Ontology annotation, molecular function: nucleoside diphosphate kinase activity. Lineage: Eukaryota; Metazoa; Chordata; Aves; Accipitriformes; Accipitridae. Bases 473 to 934 code for a protein of 153 amino acids. The transcript has 4 exons. Gene Ontology annotation, biological process: GTP biosynthetic process; CTP biosynthetic process; UTP biosynthetic process. The record is from RefSeq and is a predicted model, not a curated record.
GUUCCCCCCCCUCCGUACGCUACCUGCAGGCGAAGGUGCGGGCUCGUACCCGCUUGCAGCAGAGCGGUGUUGGAAAGCAACCGACCGAUAAUGCUGGUUUACAGAUGAAAACGACGCACGUGGAUGUAUUCAACCUCUUUUGCCCCGAAUUGCAGGCAGCAGCCUCCCACGCGGCACUGGGAGACGUAUCUGUGACGGUCUUUACCUUCCAUUCCGCUUACAGCUUUUCUGAUUUUAAUAUCUGCUAAUUGCUCGUCUCUGUAUGUGGUACGCUGUUAUCGUUUUAAACUUACUUGUGAACACCCGCGUCCAGUGAUUGAAUUAUCAAAUCAGUGCAGAUCAUGCGUUACUGACCUUCAGAGGUAGCCGCUUUAAUUAAAUAAUAGCUGCUAGUACACGCGAUGCGGGGCUGUGAUUGUACUUGCCUGCUGGUCCUGGAAUAACAACUCUUAUUUCCUUCCCGCGUAGAACGAUGGCUUCUAUCUCUGAGCGCACGUUCAUCGCCAUCAAGCCUGACGGAGUCCAGCGGGGACUGGUGGGAGAAAUCAUCAAGCGGUUCGAACAGAAAGGAUUCAAACUGGUCGCCAUGAAAUUAAUACAUGCCUCUGAAGACCUUCUGAGAGAACACUACAUUGACCUAAAAGACCGGCCGUUCUAUGAUGGUCUGGUGCAGUACAUGCAUUCUGGACCUGUUGUAGCUAUGGUGUGGGAAGGACUUAAUGUGGUUAAGACUGGCAGAGUGAUGCUGGGGGAAACUAACCCAUUUGAUUCCAAGCCUGGCACUAUUCGUGGUGACCUCUGUGUUCAAGUUGGAAGGAACAUCAUUCAUGGAAGUGAUUCUGUGGAAAGUGCUGAGACAGAGAUCAAUUUAUGGUUCACUCCUGAAGAACUGGUUGAUUACAGAAGCUGUGCUCAUGAAUGGAUCUAUGAGUAA